This is a messenger RNA of Closterium sp. NIES-67, 3343 nucleotides long. Lineage: Eukaryota; Viridiplantae; Streptophyta; Zygnematophyceae; Desmidiales; Closteriaceae. The record is from the annotation of a GenBank genome assembly.
GGACGGUGGAAAAAAGCAUCAUCAUCUGCUUGACUGUCUUGUCUACCAGCAAGCACGCGCCCUGUGCCUGGUGGGAGAGCCAUGGCCGUCGUGUGGUCUUGCGAGGAGCGAGGACGGGUCAUCUGUCGUGAUGAGAUCGUAGCCGCGUAGUUCCGUCGCACGAGCGCGCUUCUCUGCACCGCCAUGUCGUGGCCCCUUCUGCGCUUCUCCUCCUCGCGCGCUCUCCGCUCCCUCUCGGCCCUGGUUGUUCCGCGAGCCGUUUCCCGUCUCGCCGCCUUACACCCUGCUCGUUGCGCUUGCUCCAGCUUAGCUGCCGUGGACACGUGUCCAACCACUAUUGGCCGCUCGAGCUAUUUGAGUAGGCUGUGCCGUCGGAUUCUCCGGUUCCCGCCGCAGAUCCCGCCGCCAGGAGCGCAUCGCGUCGUCCCGAGUCGCGGUUACUUGCCCUCUGUCGCCGAGACUAGUCGCCGUGCGUCGUCGUGCGUCGCGCAGCGUUUUCGCGAGUCUGUGCGAAGCGGAUCGCGUGCGAAUCGUGUGUGGGGCGCGGGUUCGAAUCCCGUCCGCGGGCUUUCCGCUAGGCCAGCUGGCACCAGCGAGAGGAGAUUUAUCAGCAGCAGCAGCAGCAGCAGCAGCAGCAGCGGUGGUUGUGGCCGAGUAACCUUUCGGAUCGCCAUCACCCGGAUUGCUCCCAUGGCAGCCCUGCCUUCGCUCUCUCUCUUUGGCCGCUUCUCCACACCCACCGUGUCCACCGUCAACAGUUCAACCUCCGCCAACUGCUUCUUUUCCUCCUCCACCUCCUCCUCCUACUCCUUCACGCAUCCCCUUUCCUGGCCGCACAGAUGCUCCAUCCCCAGCACCCCUUGCAGGCCUUUCUCUCCCUUAGUUGUAGCGUCCAGCACGCCUGGUAGCAGCACCGCUGGUGGCGCUGGCAGCAGCACCAGCGGCAGCGGCAGGAGCGGUAGCAGCGGCAGGAGUGGCAGCAGUGGCAGGGGCCCUGGUAGAAGUAGGAGCUAUGGCGUACUGGCUUCAGACGCCGACUCUGCCGCUCCUGUUGCUGCUGCUCCUGUCUCUGCCGCUGAUGCUGCUGCUGCUGCUGCUGCUGCUGCUUGUGUGAGCAGUGCAGUCGCAGAGGAGGCGUCAGCAACGGAGAAGAGGCGGAGGAAGAGGGAGCGGGCGCAGGGGCAAAGUGGUGCCUCGCCUUCUGCUGCUGGGCGUCGGGGUGGUCGUGGUGGUGGUGAUGGUGGUGGUAAGGGUGGUGGUAGCAGCGGUGGUGGUGGUGGUAGAGCGGGAGGUGCUGGUCAUGCUGUGUUGAAGGGUAAAAGCAAUGGCGGUGGCAAGAGGUCAAGUGAUGCCAAGAAGAAUGCUGCAUCGCCUGCAGUGGUGCUGCGGCCGGGACAGCACCCCAUGCGCCCCAACCUCAUUCCCAGCUUCACCUGGCACGUGCUGCGAGGCCUCAGGCGACAUGGGUUCGAGGCGUAUCUGGUGGGCGGCAGCAUCAGGGACCUGCUGCUGGACCUGCAGCCCAAGGACUACGACGUGCUCUCCACCGCCACCACCACACAGGUGCGGCGGUCGUUCCCUAGGGCUCGAAUCGUGGGCCGGCGCUUCCCCAUCUGCCACGUGGUGGUGGGCAGGGAGAUAGUCGAGGUAUCUAGCUUCAAGACCAAGGAGAGACUUCCCAACAGGAAAGGAAGACGGGCGAACAUAGAGCUGGCGAGGCCAGCCACAAAGCUGCAAUGGCUGGAUGACGAUGGGGAGGAGGAGGGCGAGGAGGAGGAGGAGGACGAGGAGGAGGGCGAGGAGGGUGAGGAGGGCGAGGAAGGGGAGGGGGGAGGGGAGGAGGGGACGGAAGGGGGGCGGUUGGUGGGUGUGGGUCCCCCGCGGGAGAUGGUGGAGCGGAGGGAGUGGACGAGCAAGGACUCGGAGCGGUGGCUCAACGCGGCACGCAGAGACUUCACUGUCAAUGGGCUGAUGCUGGACCCGUUCAGUGGAACGCUGUACGACUAUGUGGGCGCCAUGGACGACAUCAACAGCCGCAUGCUCAGAACAAUACAACCAGCCCUGCCCUCCUUCCUUGACGACCCAGUGCGUGUGCUGCGCGCCAUGCGCCUGGCGUCCAAGGCGCGCCUCGCCCUGCACGCUGACAUCGUUGCCGCGCUGCAGUCGCCGCGCCUCCUCUCCACCCUCGCUCAAGUCAACAGGGACCGGGUGCAGCAGGAGGUGGCGCUGCUGCUGUCCUACGGGUCGGCAGAGCCCGCCAUGCGCCUGCUGUGGUCUCACCGCCUCAUGCCGCUGCUGCUGCCGCUGCAUUCCGCUCGCCUGCUAGCUCGUGGCUUCCCCUCCGCCCCAUCUGCUGCUGCCACUGCUGACGACUUGCUCUUUUCCAUGCUGCGACAGCUGGAUCGCCUCACUGCUCCCAAUGCUCCCUGCAGACCGCUUGUCUGGGUGAGCAUAUUAGCCCUUUACCUUGCAGCGACCGCCACGACCACACCGCCGGCAGUGUUGCUGGCAGCAGCUCUGCGCAUGCGAAGGGGCGGGCUGGAGUGGGGGCGAGCAGCAGCGGACGCAACAGAGGUUGUGCGGAGACUAAAGGCGGGGGAGCCAGUGGACGUAGAGCUGCUGGUGGGGAGUGGUGGGGAAGGGGAGGGGGAGGAGAGGCACGGACAGAGCAGGCGGAAGAAGAAGGGGAAGGGGAGGGUGGAGGGUGCGCGGGAUGUGGAGGGUGAGGAAGAGGGGGAGGGAGAGGGGAAGGGAGUGGGGGAUGGUGACGGGAGGAGGACGGGUGAGCAGAGAGCCGAGGAGAGGAGAGUAGUGAAGGAAGCCAGACAGCUGCUUCCCAGGGCCCUGCGCUGCCUGCUGCACAUGACUGACGAGGAGGAGCUCUCACGCCAUUCACACGCGCAACUGGGCAUCUCUCUUCCCGAACCCAUCUUGUUAACCCGUGCCAGUGCCUCAGAAGCAGCGCAGCUGCUCUACCGCAGCAUGUCCGGCCGCCAGGUCAAGGACCCCCUAUCGCUCGACCAGCUUCUCACCACCACAGGGCUUGCUGGGGAUGCUGAUGAUGAUGAUGACGAGGAUGAGGAGGAUGGGGCUGGUGUGAGGCGGAAAAAGCAGGCGGGUAGGCGGCAGAAACAGCAGAAGCAGGGGGGGAGGUGGGAGGCAGGGCAUGUUUCGGCGGAGGUUUUGGAUGAAGCUGAGAUGCUGGUGUCCUGGGUGGUCAUCAAUUCGGUGCCUUCGAUCGUUUAGGGUGUCACUUGAUGUAGUAUCUGGUAACUUGCACUGUAUUCGAUGUAAUGUAACAUCCCUCUAGUCUGCAGCUAUGUAAUCAAAAUUGUGAAAGCUU